Theileria orientalis strain Shintoku is the source of this 630-nucleotide messenger RNA. RefSeq lists its product as hypothetical. The record is from RefSeq and is a predicted model, not a curated record. NCBI's taxonomy places the organism in Eukaryota, Apicomplexa, Aconoidasida, Piroplasmida, Theileriidae. Bases 1 to 630 code for a protein of 209 amino acids. The transcript has a single exon.
AUGAAUUAUCAAAAGAAGAAAAUCAAUCGCAAAUAUCAAUUUGAUCCCCUAUCGCACUCCUCACUUUUUCACUUCGUUUCUGACAGCGUCCGCUCCCACGUACGCCUUGAAAGGGAGAAAAUGUAUAAAAAAUAUGAAUGGAAACGUUCUAAGAGGCGUGAGCUCUUUUCUUUGUUAUCGGAGGCUCAAAAGAAUUUCAUUCCUCCUCAAACCUCAAAUGAAAACGACGCAAGGGCUCUUUCGCUCAACAAGCAGAUAGCCAUUAAGACUGAAAUAAAGACCUCUUUGGAAUCACUUCAGUGUUUACUCGAUCUUGCUCUGUACAAGGUCACUAAAAAGGAGGAAACAUACGAUGAAAAUCUCAAGGAUAUUAACAAGGAGGAGCUAGAAGAUCGCAAACGAAUCGAGGAGCUUAGAGAUGAGCGAAGAAAGAAGUUCAUGGAGCGCGUCUACAAUGAAUCUAAAGAGGUUCUGGAUAGUCGGAGUAAGAGACGAAUAGAGAUGGAAGCCGCCCGUAAGGAAAUACGGGACAAGGAAUCCGAGGAGGAGGCUCGCUUGUUCUUCCCCUGUGAUCGUAAGCUCGCUGCUUGCGGCUUAAUUCCGCCAGUUUACAAGAAUACAGCUACUUAA